This is a messenger RNA of Leptinotarsa decemlineata (Colorado potato beetle), 513 nucleotides long. RefSeq lists its product as uncharacterized. Lineage: Eukaryota; Metazoa; Arthropoda; Insecta; Coleoptera; Chrysomelidae. The record is from RefSeq and is a predicted model, not a curated record.
AGAUUGAGUAAAAUUAUGGCCGCUAGCUCUGGUCACCCGCAUGAAACUGGAAUUUUAAAUUUACUCUAUAGGUAUAAAAUAUGUUUUGAUCGUACUUCAGCGUUCAGUCUAUAUUUAGUUCACGCGAUAACCCAGUGUUAUACAAAAAUGAAGGUACAAGUGAUACUCAGUUUUGUCGUCCUUUUUGCUUUCGUCAAGGCCCUCGAAAAUGGUGAAAAUUGCAAGUGUUUCGAAGAAUUCCAUCCUGAGAGGGAAGGCGAUCGUUGGAUUUGCAGGGGCGAUAAGCAUUCCAGAAUAUUCAAUUGUGGGGAAGAAACACCGCCAUUGUGCAGGUGCUACAAUAAAGGAAGAGAAGUGAUCUUGGAUAUCGGAGAGACCAACUGUGCAGAUGUCGAGAUGCACUAUGAUUUACUCUAUUGCGAGCCAAGAAGCGAGUGGGAGUCAUAUUACAAUGAUCAUCCCUACAGGAGAAUUUUGUACUUCACUCCUAGAAAUAAAAUUCUUUAAUCACGG